Messenger RNA from Cucurbitaria berberidis CBS 394.84, 957 nucleotides. RefSeq lists its product as uncharacterized. Lineage: Eukaryota; Fungi; Ascomycota; Dothideomycetes; Pleosporales; Cucurbitariaceae. The transcript is spliced from 3 exons. The record is from RefSeq and is a predicted model, not a curated record. The coding region runs from base 1 to 957 and encodes 318 amino acids.
AUGGGUCUCUUCCUUAUCCCGCGAACAUGGCGGCUGCCCAAGGUCGUCUGGUUCCUCAUCAUCUUCGAGCUGCCGUUCACAGUCGCCAACCUCGCGCUCUUCGGUAUCGCAAGCCCGAAUCUGUACAGGACUAUUCUAUGGAAUGAAGGUGGUCGCAUGGGUUUUAAUUCGGACCCGUCGACGAUCGUGUAUGCAUAUGCGAAUUACCGGCCGGUCCAUACGCCAGCAGUCUGGAGUAGUUUCAACACACAAUACCACCUCAUCAUCGGCGUAGUAUGCACGUUCUUUUGGCUGAUCAAAGUCACCAUGUGUCUCGUCAACGUCUUCCUCCCGAUCCUGUCGCUCCUCCUGCACAUCGCCCUGCUCAUUCUUUGGGCAUACGGCAUCCAUAUGCAAACCUCGCCAGAUACCAUCGACCCAAAGCGCAUGAACAAGGGCGCGCCGUGGUACAUCACUAAGAGCUGCAAUAUCGUAGAAGAUAAGCAGAUUAGGAGUUAUUGCAUGCAAGCAAAGAGCAGUUUUGCUGUUAGUAUUAUCAUGCUGUCGAUAUACGCCCUCUUCCUCGUCUUGAGCGUGUAUUCUCUCGUUCCGACUGCCGCUGCAAGAGAAGCCCACGCCACCAAGCGAGCGGAGAAGCAGGCCCAAAAAGAAAAAUGGAACUCUUCGCCCUAUGAUAACGAAAUGACCGCCGACGAGCAGUGGCAGCAUAUGUGGGAGCUGCAGCAGCUACCGCGUACGCCAGGAACCGUCGGUGGCAUGAAGUCGCCCAUGACGCCGAGAACAAGGGCCUUUGGUGAUUUGGAAGGACAGCAGAACGUGUAUGGUAAUGCCAAUAGGGGGCCAGGGUGGUAUGGUGGCCAGGGUGGGGCGCCGCUGCAGGCGGUUAGCCCGGUGCAAGAGCAGGAUGAGUACACGCAUGAGGGCAAAGGGAAGCGACACACGGGCUCGGCAUAUUAA